Molecule: messenger RNA, 1236 nt
Organism: Mycena indigotica
Lineage: Eukaryota; Fungi; Basidiomycota; Agaricomycetes; Agaricales; Mycenaceae
Product: FAD/NAD(P)-binding domain-containing protein
Exons: 7
Coding region: 1-1236 (411 amino acids)
Molecular function (GO): FAD binding; monooxygenase activity
Source: RefSeq, a predicted model, not a curated record
AUGAGCCCAGCCACACCACUGCGCGUCUCCGUAGUUGGAGCUGGUAUCGGAGGACUGGCCGCUGCGAUUGCGCUUCGCAGAAGUGGACAUCUGGUCCAGAUAUUCGAAGCUUCGGAGGCAAAGAGGGAAGUUGGAGCUGGAAUCGGUUUGCAGGUCAAUGCGUUGCGGGUACUCGAGCACCUCGGUGUUAGAAGGGAAAACCUCAGAGGCGUCGACUAUGACGGGAUCACAAAUUUUGAUUCCGAAACUGGGGAGGGCGCCGCUCGGCCAUGGCUCAUCGCAGACGUUGACCAAAACCGCAGCAUCCUAUGCCAUCGCGCCGAUGUCCAUAAUGAACUCAAACGCAUUGCUUGCGACAACCCUGGCCCAGGAACUCCAGCGGAGCUUCUUCAGGGUAGGAGGGUUAUCGACUGUAACCCUGACACGGGUUCGAUUACCUUGGGGGAUGGCUCAGUCGUGGUUUCAGACCUUGUUAUUGCGGCAGACGGCGUUCAUUCAACUUUGCGUGCCAAGGUCCUCGGUUACCCCCAACCUGCCUUGGCAUCUGGCAUUUCCUGCUUCAGGACGGUCUUCGAUGCGAGGAAGUUGGACACUCUCUCCGACCCAGAGUGGUUUACUGCAGGUACCGGUGUCUCUGGUCUACGAGGGAUCCUCGUCAAGGACUCCAUCAGUUAUAAACUGAUUGCCGCUUAUUAUUGUCGCGACAAGACUGUGGUGAAUGUCGCGGCAGUAUACGAGGAUCCAACACAGGACGCUCCAGAAUGGUCUCCAGCGGGCUCGAGCGCCGAGCUGCUUCAGACAUACCCGACCCUCCACCCAAAAUUCCGCGCGUUCAUCGCGCUAGCAGAACACGACCAAAUUCUCAAGUGGCGGCUUCGCGUUCUCCCAGCGCUGCCUACCUGGACUCGGGGCCGGACGACGCUGCUCGGUGACGCAGCCCAUGCGACCCUCCCCACGCUUGGACAAGGUGCCGCUCUCGCAAUCGAAGAGGCCGGGGCACUCGGGUGUUUAUUCCCUCCGGGAACGCAACCGCAACAUGUCCAAGAGAGACUCAAGGCCUUUCAAAAACUCAGGAAGCCGCGCGCCGACUUUGUCAAUCGGGAGGCAAUCUCGCAGGUCAUGGAACCGGAAAAGCGGGGGUUGUAUCUUCGGUCCCCCGAGUUGCAAGCGUAUCUUGUUAGCCACAAUGCUAUCAAAGAAGCACAGGAAUAUUUUGCAACAUUGUCCAGGUUAUAA